UCAGACGCGGUCGGCCAAAACUAAAAUCUGUAAAUAAAUUGUGAUUUGUUUUAAAUAAUAAAUGAUUUUAGUUUAGUGACUAAGUAACAUUAAUAGUAAUCAAAAUGGCAGACGAAGUUAUAAAACAUUCAGUGCACACCCUCGUAUUCAGAUCAUUGAAGAGGUCCCAUGAUAUGUUCCUCUCAAAUCAAAGCAUUUUACCUCCAAUUGAUGAAAAAGCAGAGAAAGUACUGAGGUCAGUGAAGGCCAGAGACAGCUAUGGUCUAGUGAUGUCAGCGGUACAACAAGCACAAGCGACUAAACAACAUGAGGUUUUAAGCAGACCAGACACUCCACAUGAAUCAGACAUAGCAGAAUCUGCUGCAAUUCCUACAGAGGGUGCUAUGCUCCCGUACACAGGGCCCACUGUGCCCACUCCGACUGCUAUAGUUCCAUUACCUCGUAAAGCCCCUACAAUGCCUCGACCCAAGUGGCAUCCACCGUGGAAACUGUUCAGGGUUAUAUCCGGGCAUUUGGGCUGGGUACGCUGUGUAGCUAUUGAACCUGGCAAUGAAUGGUUUGCUACAGGUGCUGCUGACAGAGUUAUUAAAAUAUGGGAUCUAGCCAGUGGCAAGUUAAAAGUAUCACUCACAGGGCAUGUGAGCACAGUCAGAGGUUUGGAAGUGUCCUCAAGACAUCCCUACCUGUUCAGCUGUGGGGAAGACAGACAAGUCAAAUGCUGGGAUCUAGAAUAUAAUAAGGUGAUCCGUCACUACCACGGCCACCUGUCCGCCGUCUACACUCUGGCGUUACACCCGUCACUCGACGUGCUGGUGUCGGCGGGUCGGGACGGCACGGCGCGGGUGUGGGACAUGCGGACGAAGGCCAACGUGCACACGCUCGCCGGACACACCGACACCGUCGCCGCCCUCGCGUGCCAGGCCGCCGAGCCGCAGAUAAUAACCGGUUCCCACGACUCUACGAUCCGUCUGUGGGACUUAGCCGCGGGCAAGUCGAUGUGCACUCUCACCAACCACAAGAAGUCUGUCCGAGCGCUCGCGUUGCACCCCACACUGUAUACCUUCGCGAGCGCCUCACCGGAUAACAUCAAGCAAUGGAAGUGUCCGGAGGGCAAGUUCAUCCAGAACCUGUCCGGGCACAGCGCCAUCAUCAACAGCCUGGCGGCGAACGCGGACGGCGUGCUCGUCAGCGGCGGCGACAACGGCUCCAUGUUCCUGUGGGACUGGCGCACCGGAUACAACUUCCAGCGGCUGCAGGCGGCAGUCCAGCCCGGCUCCAUGGACUCGGAGGCGGGGAUAUUCGCGAUGCGCUUCGACCACUCCGGCUCGCGCCUCAUCACGGCCGAGGCCGACAAGACCAUCAAGAUCUACAAACCCGACGACACGGCGACGGAGGAGACGCAUCCGGUCAACUGGCGCCCCGAGAUCAUUAAACGAAGGAAGUUCUAAUAAACUUGUUCAGAUUA
Messenger RNA from Aricia agestis (brown argus), 1465 nucleotides. RefSeq names its product pleiotropic regulator 1 (gene Tango4). The record is from RefSeq and is a predicted model, not a curated record. The coding region runs from base 105 to 1448 and encodes 447 amino acids. NCBI's taxonomy places the organism in Eukaryota, Metazoa, Arthropoda, Insecta, Lepidoptera, Lycaenidae. Gene Ontology annotation, biological process: mRNA splicing, via spliceosome. The transcript has 9 exons. Gene Ontology annotation, cellular component: catalytic step 2 spliceosome; precatalytic spliceosome; Prp19 complex. Gene Ontology annotation, molecular function: protein binding.